AUGAGGGAACUGUCACCAGUUUUUGAUAAACCUGAUCACAGUGGCGCCCAACGUGGGGUGACCCCUCAGGCGGGAAAGGAAGAAAUUUCAAAACUCCAAAGAACUAUCGAGAGGCAGGAGAAAUUGAUAGAGAAUUUGGCUGAGCAACAGACAUUAUUGAAAAAAUGGAUUAUGAAACAAGAAGUAGAGGAGGACAAGUUACAAAAGAAUUACAGUUGGAAUAAGGGUGGACUAGUAGCAGCACCAGCUCCAAUUAGAAUACAAAAGAUGAGUUCGACAGAUGACCCAGAGGCUUACUUGCAUACAUUUGAGAGAGUGGCCAUAGUGGCCAGAUGGCCGAAGGAGCAGUGGGCCCUGAUUCUGAUCCCCUGCUUGACAGGGCUGCUACAAGAAGUAAUACAUACCUUGAGCCCUGACGAUGUGGCUCAGUACAAAGUGGCCUCUUUCAUUCAGACGCUCCAGUCCCCCGCCCCGCCCUCGGAUGUACGAGGGAUCUGUUGCCACCCUCCGGCGGAAUUCCCUCUCUUUCUCCCUCAGCCUCGGCGUGGCCGCCACGACACACACCGCAGGGACUACUUUGUACCGGGGCCAAGAUGGGCUUCCUGGAAUACAGGCGUCUUUAUUUGUAUCAGAUGUGCAGGGAUACAUAGAAAUUUGGGGGUUCAUAUAUCCAGAGUCAAAUCUGUCAACCUGGACCAAUGGACACCAGAACAAAUACAGUGCAUGCAGGACAUGGGAAAUACCAAGGCACGGUUACUUUAUGAAGCUAAUCUACCAGAGAACUUUCGAAGACCUCAAACAGAUCAAGCUGUGGAAUUUUUUAUCAGGGAUAAAUAUGAGAAGAAGAAGUACUAUGACAAAAAUGCACUUAGUGUCAUCAAUAUGUCUUCCUCUGAUCCUCCUCAGUCUCUGGCAUCCUCUCCUUCUCUGCAAGCUGCUUCUGAGAAAAGCAAAUCAGAGAAAGAGAAGGAAAAAAAGAAAGAAGAAAAGAAAAAAGACAAAGAACCAGAAAAAACUUCAAAAUCCUUAGGAGCUGAAAAACCUCCAAAGAAAGAGGAUCAGCAAUUGGAAUUUACAGGAAGUCCAAAAAAAGUACCGGAAUCCACUGUUGAUCUUUUAGGGCUUGAUGGUCCUGCUGAUUCCUCUGUCACAAAUGGAAGCAUAGUUACUCCUGCUACAGCACUGAAUGAUGACCUGGAUAUAUUUGGCCCCAUGAUCUCUAAUCCUCUGCCAGCCACUUCUAUACCUCCUUCCCAGACUGCUUCCACCAACCCAGUAGCUGCCACCUUAUCUGCUGCAUCUGGAGAUCUUGAUCUGUUCACUGAACAAAUAAAAUCAGAAGAGUCAGCAAAGAAACUGCUCUCCAAAGACUCCAUCCUGUCACUGUAUGGCACAGGGACUGUGCCACCACAGAAUGCCUCAGGUGUAUUCAUGGGACCACAGACUUUACCCUUUUCUGCACAACCAGCAGCUCAUUUUCAGGGCUUUCCAGCCAUAGGUGUAUCUGUUCCUGUUCCUGCACCCCCUGCCAUGAUGGGAAACAUGAUGGGACAAUCAGUGCCUGUCAUAGGACAGAACGCAGGCAUGAUGGUAGGGAUGGGAAUGCCUAAUGGCUUUCCUGUCACCACACAAACUGCUCCUUUGGGACUUCCUCAGAGUGUUGGUGGACCUCAAGGAACCAUGGUGGGCCAGGUAGCCCCACCACAGAAAUAUGGUAUGCAGCAAAAUCAGCAAACUCAGUGGAAUCUUUCUCAGAUGAAUCAGCAAAUGGCUGGAAUGAAUCUAAGUAGUUCCGGCAAUAUGAUGGGCUUUGUCCAGCCUCCAAAUACUAUGGCAGGAUGGACUGGAACUUCCUCAGGCCAGACUCUCAGCACACAACUCUGGAAAUGAAAACUGCAAUAAGAAAUGAAGACCUGACAUUCCACCGCUUUAAAUGCAUCUAGUUUCCUCGGUCUGUCCAUGUAUAUUUCCCCCUUCAACAAUUUCAGAGAGUUUUUCCUGUUAAGAAGUUAUCUUAACUGACCGUGUUGUGGUCUGUAUUGACUUAAAUUUUGAUGUAGUAAAAAACAGAUCGAGAACACCUAUUCAUCGGCAGAUUUUUUUCAUUCCAUGGUACAUUUGAUUUCAUGAACCAUAUCUUUCAGAAGAGCUACUUGACCAAUUAAAUAUUCAAAUUAUUUUAUCAGUUACAUAUAAAACAUUUCCAUAUAAGGGAAAUAGAUAUCAUGUUACUACUGUCUCUUAAUAUGUAAAUGCCAUCCUGCAAAUUACCCAGUAAUCCUGUAGAAGAUACUGUAUGAACAAAUGUUAAUCAUAUAAAUAAGAGUGUAUAUGUAUCACUGAAGAAUGCUUUUCCUUGUGUAAUAAUUAUUUUGUUUCAUUAUUAUUUUCACUGUGAUAUUACAAUGAUGUGUUGAGCAGGGAAGAAGGUUGUUAGUGAAAGUGAGAUAAACCUGGAUGUCACUGUGACUCCAUCAGUUUCUUUUGUGUUAGCAAACACCUAUUUGAGUCUACUGUCAAAAUACAAAAUUGGGCUAUAACAGCAUGUAAGAAGGACUAAUCUACAAGUAUGCUGCACACCAUGCAUACAAGGUAACUUGCUCAACAGAAUAUUUUAAUUUUGUUUUCCUAUCUGUAUCCAGGUUUAUGCCAGUAAUUGUGUUUACAUUUUAUGGUGCCUCGUAUUGAUAAUCUGUUGCUUCCCUAUAUUAAAGAUUUUCGUAAACAUGUGAUCAUUGCAUUCUGUCAGAUCUGUCUACUGUUAAAAGCAAAGCUGUUUAAUUAAAGAACAAAUAAAUGCUGAACAUCGGUAAUCCAGAAGCCGCAAUUCUAAAUAACUCAUUUAAGUUUUACAUUUUUUAUCAGUAUAUUUGCAUCAUUUCACUGCAUUUCAUCAAACGUGUAAAAACCAUUUAAGUAGUUAAAGUACUAAAACCAACUGGAGAAACACAUGCAAAACAGUGAAGACAAAGAACGCACUUCUUGUGCCAUCUGACAGAAGUCUCUUUCAGCCAGUUAAAAGAAACUUCAGAAUGGCAAUCUGUACAGUCUGAAUGUUUAACUGCUGGAUCUGUAAAUUUUGGCUGUCCAAUUUUAUGCUUCCAGAUCAUACUUCAAUUCUGACACUAUCCAUGUGAUACUUUGGCUCAUUAGCUAGAUUUACCUUUUCUGUUCUAGUGUGCCAUACAAGAACCUGAAAAGAGUUGGAUAAAAGAAAAAUAAUAUUAGUUCUGGGUUACUUCAAAAAGACAGGUUCCUGUAGUAAAAUAAGGAAAGUAAUACCUUUGUGCAGUUGCUGGCUUUGGGCUCCAGUUCUUCCAUUGUAGUAAUCUGUCUCAGAAAAUCAGAUUCCUGCAUUCCAGGUUGUGACCCAUGGCGUCUGAAUACAGCUUUAGGGUUGGAUAAAAUCACCUGAAGGCUUACAGCAAACCCUUUGUAAAUCAAAUUUUAUACAAUUAAAACCAGUUAUAAACGUGUCAUACAUUUUAAAUUUAGCUUUCAACUUUUUUUGGUGGGUGGGGUGACAACAUGCAUUUUUCAGACAAAUACAAGGGGUUAUGCAGUGGCCUAUAGUUUCACUUUCAUGGUUGCCUCAUGUAAUUUAUGCAGCUCAUUUGUCAUGCUAACAAAGCCACUUGGUCUUAACUCUGAAAAGUUAACUAUGCUCCUCUAUAUCUAUUUAAUUCCUUAUAUGUUUUGUUAGAAUGUAAACAGUGGCAUUUAAUGUAAUUAACUGGAGUUUAUAUAUGAUGAAUAACCUGUCUGGUAGGAAAAGGUGAAUUUUAAAAAGAACAAAUCAGCCAACAGCCCUUGUCCACCUUUGUAAUUAAUUGGAAAUUAAAAUCUGAAGUGAAUGUAAUUGUUAAUUAGAAAGCAAAAUAAAACUGAAUUAAACAAUU
Molecule: messenger RNA, 3899 nt
Organism: Pogona vitticeps (central bearded dragon)
Lineage: Eukaryota; Metazoa; Chordata; Lepidosauria; Squamata; Agamidae
Source: RefSeq, a predicted model, not a curated record